AGAAAUAGUGACAUGACGACAAAUAAUUUUAUUUUUUAGUGUCCAAAAAGAUUGGAUAGCGAAUAACCAAUUCCAGCCGUUAAAUAUGAUUAGAUUCAUCACUUGCAGUAGCACUGCAAGCAGAUGAUGUCGAAUUUCGCUGUGAUUCUUCUUAUUAUUAUGGUGAUUGGAUACAAUGACAAUGCAUACGGUGUUGUUGAUGAGUAUGUACGAGAUGAUUUUCCGGCUGAUUUCGUUUUUGGUGCCGGAACUUCUGCCUACCAGGUUGAAGGAGCUGUGUUGGAAGAUGGACGUACUUACAGCAUUUGGGACACAUUUGCACAUGCAGGCAACUAUGAUGGAGCAAAUGGUGAUGUAGCAUGUGACGGGUAUCAUAAAUACAAGGAAGACGUUGAACUUAUGGCAGACACGGGUUUGGAGGCUUAUAGAUUUUCCAUCUCUUGGUCCAGAUUGAUCCCAAAUGGCAGAGGACCCGUGAAUUUAAAGGGAUUACAAUACUACAAUGAUCUUAUCGACAAGCUUAUCAGCCAUGGAAUACAACCACAUAUCACAUUACAUCAUGAUGAUCUACCACAGAUUCUUGAAGAUGAAUAUGGAGGAUGGCUUAGUAGAAAAGCAGUGUACAUUUCUAACUUCAACUUUGCUUUCAUACUACCUAUGGAUUCUGCCACUAACAUGAAAGACUUUGUUGCAUAUGCGGAUGUUUGCUUCAGAGAAUUUGGUGAUAGGGUUUUGCACUGGACUACGAUUAACGAAGCUAAUGUAUUUGCUUUAGGUGGUUAUGAUGUGGGCGUGUCGCCACCUGGACGUUGUUCUUACCCGUUUGGGACAAGUGUGUACAAGAUAAGUAAUUGUACUAAUGGUGGUGACUCUACAUCUGAACCAUACAUUGUAGGUCACCAUUUGUUGCUGGCACAUGCAUCGACAGUAAGACUCUACCGAAAAAAAUACAAGGCCACACAACAUGGUUUUGUUGGAAUAAAUUUGUUUGCGUAUUGGUAUGAACCUUAUUCAAAUACAAUUGAAGAUGUGAAAGCUACCCAAAGAGCACAUGAUUUCUAUUUGGGUUGGUUUUUGAAUCCAUUGGUGAACGGGGAUUACCCAGAAAUAAUGAAGAAAAACGCAGGCAAUCGAAUUCCAAAUUUUACCAAACAUGAAUCAGAGAGAAUCAAGGGUUCACUUGACUUUAUUGGCAUAAACCACUAUGCCACAAAUUAUGUCAAGGACAACCCCAGUAAUCUUGAAAUGGAGAUCAGGGACUUUCUUGCUGACAUGGCAGUAACACUUGUCUAUGGAAGUGCAAUCACUACAAAUGAGUUUGAGGUGGUUCCAUUGGGCCUGCAAAAGCUACUUAACUAUCUGAAGGAAGAAUAUGGAAAUCCUCCUAUUUACAUCCAUGAAAAUGGCCAAGUAGAAUCCCGUAAUGGAACAAUGACAGACACUCCGAGGGUAGAGUUCUUGCAUGCCUACAUCGGUGGUGUGUUGGAUACACUAAGGAAUGGAUCGAACACGAAGGGAUAUUUCGUUUGGUCUUUUCUUGAUCUUUUUGAGUUGUUGGAUGGCUAUACCACCGGUUAUGGUUUGUACUACGUUGACUUGAAUGACAAAGAGUUGACUCGAUAUCCUAAGCUAUCCGCACAUUGGUAUGCCAAUUUUUUGCAAGGAAAGAACACAAGUGGCGUAUUUGAAACUAUGAAUGUGAAAGAGACUUUGUCUUCUUCAUAUUAGCUUUUACCAUUCAUAUGUUGGAUUCGGAUAUUAUGUUGUCAUGUUUAAAUUUUGUUGUAUCAAACUUUCACUGUGUUACCAUUUGAUUCAAUUGACUAGUAAAAAGGUACCAUAAAAGGUUUGACCCUGUUGUUUUUUA
This is a messenger RNA of Helianthus annuus (common sunflower), 1867 nucleotides long. RefSeq names its product beta-glucosidase 11. The transcript has 13 exons. Gene Ontology annotation, biological process: carbohydrate metabolic process. Gene Ontology annotation, molecular function: beta-glucosidase activity. NCBI's taxonomy places the organism in Eukaryota, Viridiplantae, Streptophyta, Magnoliopsida, Asterales, Asteraceae. The record is from RefSeq and is a predicted model, not a curated record. Bases 124 to 1728 code for a protein of 534 amino acids.